AUGCGUAACGCGAUCGCGCUCGCUUACUGGUACAAUGAGUCGCGGCUGUUCUACUCGGAUAUACAGCGCGGCGCCAUACACACCGCUCGCUUCGACGCCACUGACCAUCGAUCGCUCAUCGAACAGGUGGGCGCGGUGGAGGGCAUGUCUGUGGACGGCACAACGGGCACGCUGUACUGGACGUGCGCGAGCGCGGCUGCCGUACGCGCUGCUGAUCUGCGCGCGUUACUGCAGCGCCGCCCGCACACGCCACGCACUAUAGUCACUCUACAACACGACGAUCGACCACGCGGCAUCGACGUCGACCCCUGCGACAGGUGUGUUACUACUCCUACGAGCGAAUUAACAUGA
This is a messenger RNA of Diatraea saccharalis (sugarcane borer), 351 nucleotides long. NCBI's taxonomy places the organism in Eukaryota, Metazoa, Arthropoda, Insecta, Lepidoptera, Crambidae. The record is from the annotation of a GenBank genome assembly.